Molecule: messenger RNA, 1202 nt
Organism: Vanrija pseudolonga
Lineage: Eukaryota; Fungi; Basidiomycota; Tremellomycetes; Trichosporonales; Trichosporonaceae
Exons: 5
Coding region: 73-1182 (369 amino acids)
Source: RefSeq, a predicted model, not a curated record
UAAUCACUCUCCUCCACUCUCUCUCUCCACCUAGCCGAGACAACAACAACGGCCACGACGAGCAACAGAAGCAUGAACUCGCCGCCCCCGUCGUCGCUCGCCUCGCUGCUCGCGUACCCGAGCGGAGGCGUGCCAGCCGACGGCGCAGCGUCAGCGCAGGAAGGCGAUGCGGCCGCGCUGAUCAACUACCUGGGCGAGCACUAUGACCCCUCAGCCGACGAGCACUCUGGCGGCCGCCCAUUCCUAAACAACGGCGACUACCUGCGGCAUGCGGUGCGCGAGCGUGACGAGGCGCUUCCCACGAGCGCCCCGGCGCCCGCGUCGCCCCUCGACCCUUCGAUCGCGAUCCCCACCGCGCUCUCCGACCUCGCGGCGAGCGCGACCGACGUGCCGUACUUUGCGCCGCUGCCGCCGCUCCCGGCGGCCGAGGAGCUCGUCCUCGCGCCAGACAGAGGCGAGAUGGGCGGCAAGCGCCGCAAGGCGCCGCAUGAGCGCGCGGGCUGGAAGGAGAUGGAGGAGGACGCGCAGCGCGGCGAGAAACGCCUCCGUACCGCCGCUGCCGCUGAGGGGAGCGCCGGCGGGGUGGAAGAGUUUGUCGGGUACGAGGUCGCCCCGGCUGCUGCUGGCGAGUCGCUCGCUGCGGCCGCUGAGGCCGCGGAUGCGAGCGCCGAGGCUGUCGCUGCCGAUGGCGAGGAUGACAAGCGCAAGCCGCGCGCCAAGCUCAGCAAGGAGCUCCGCGCCGAGCAGAACCGCAAGGCGCAGCAGGUGUUCCGCCGCAAGCGCGAGGAGAAGAUGAAGCAGCUCGAGUUAGACUCGUUAGCUCUGGCGCAGACACGCGAGAGACUCGCGGCGUCCGAGGCGCGCAUCAACGACGUGCUCUUUGAACUCGAGGCCAAGAUGAUCGAGGCGGCUGGCCUUCGCCAGGCCCUCGUGACGGCGUCGGUCGGCACGUCGUCGUCGUUCGUGCGCACCGACGGCUCGCUCGCCAUCUCGACGGCCGACUGGGAGACGCGCGACCCCGACGCCGCGACGCAGGAGCGUACCCAGGCGGCGGUGGACGACCUCGCCCGCGCGAGCCGCCAGCUCGCCAAGCUGCACCGCGCGCGCAGGCUGGGCGAGGCGCAGAUCGAGCAGACGGCGCACGAGGCGGUCGAGGCCGCGGCGGCGGGAGCGCAGCAGUAGGUGUAGUAAUUCUUGUAGAG